This is a messenger RNA of Coregonus sp. 'balchen', 25477 nucleotides long. Lineage: Eukaryota; Metazoa; Chordata; Actinopteri; Salmoniformes; Salmonidae. The record is from the annotation of a GenBank genome assembly.
CCCGGGUCAAAGUGACCGACACUGGACACCAGCUGCUGGUUGAUGAUGAAGGAAAGGUGACCAUGGCAUUUCUUUAUUACAUGUAUUGUAUUGAAUUGUGUGUCUACUGUAUUUGAAUGUACUGUUGGUCUCAAAUGAGUUCAAGAUCUAAGUCAUUACCUGUAGGGAAUAAUCUGUCAAACUACUAUAUCUCAUUUUUACUAUAGAAGUUAUGCACUCUAGAAUGUUGACAUCAUUUGUUCAUCAUUGUGUUUCUACUGUACUUCCAUGGACAGUGAUCUUGCAUUCUGCACUGGUCGGUCAUACAACAAUAUAAUGCCAAACCCCAAAACUUAAAGGGACGGUUUAAAACCAAAGCCAACAUUUUCAGGCUUACAGACCUCAAAAUGUGACGUUAUAUGUAACUCAAGAUUUCUAACAAAUCCUACAUUGAUGUCAAUGGGAGAUUUGCGCUAAAGUUUGCAUCGCACCGCCAUAUAACUUCCUGAAUUUUCCUGUGUCAUUCCAGGAACACAAGCUAUCCCAGAAGGAGGAGGGCUCCAUCAGGGUGAUGCACCUCACCUCAGUGGAGGGGGUGGACGACAUGAUCCGCCUGGGGGACCUGAACGAGGCCGGGCUCCUCAGGAACCUGCUGGUCCGACACAGGCAGGGCAUCAUCUAUGUGAGUCCCCUAAUGGAUUAUGAUGUACUACACCCACAUGACAAAAUACUAUAGUGUACUAUGGUAUAAAUAUUAUAGUAUUCACUGUGGUAUACUGUAGUAUUAACAGUUAACUAUAGUAAAAUUAAACUGUAGUAUAUACUAUAGUCAUUAAUGUAGUGUCUUUGCAGAUUGUAGUAUACUGUAGUAUUUACUGUAGUGUUUUUGCAGACAUUACUGUAGUAUUGUCUAUAGUGUUUUUAUUUUAUUAUCUUUGACAUAGAAGUGGAGGCUUUCUCCUUGAGGAAACCUACUGGAGAAAUACUAAAAUAGUGCAUAAUAAUAUUUUCCAUGACCUGUAGGUAGGUAGGACUGGGAGCUGAACAGAUAGUUCAGAACUUCUGCUCUUUUCAUAACCUGUAGGGAACACAAUAUAUGGUCUAUACUUGGCAUGUAUGUUUCUCACUUAUGGGUGGCACAAAUUGUGAUAUGGGGGAGGGGAAUGGAUAGGGAAUAUGCUAAUUAAAUACUGUAGUAUUGACUAUAGUUAGUAAAGUGUUGUGUUCCUGUGGACUGUAGUGUUUUUGCAGACAUUACUGUAGUAUUUACUACCAUGUUUGUUUUGCGGAUAAUACUGUAGAACUUACUAUUCUACAGUAUACUACAACAUUCUAUAGCAAUGUUUCCCAUUUUGGUUUUUGCCCUAGCACUACACAGCUGAUUCAAAUAACCAAGUCAUCAUCAAGCUUUGAUUAUUUAAAUCAUUGUGUAGUUUAGUAUUCUACAGUAAACUACAGUUUACUACAGAAUUCUACAGUAAGUACUGUAGUAUUCUAUAGUAAACUGUAGUAUCUUUUUCAUGUGGGCGGUACCCAAAAUGCUCUGUGUUACACAGUUUGGUCAUAAUGUUCUGAAGCUUUUUAAGUUAACAUGUUGGUCUAACCCAUCUCCUUACCAAAACAACCAUCACCGCUCUUACAUAUGCUGGACAUUCAGACCCUUUCUAUGAUAUGGAUGGUGGAUUAUUUUGUUUGUGCUGAAAGAUUUAUGAAAGACAUUCACAGAUUUAUUAAUGGGGGUGCGUGACAACGGUUAAUGUAAUCAUACCGGUUAAUGUAAUAACUUUUCUAUUUGUAAUAACUUUUCGAUUGUUUAUGCAAUAAAACCGGUUAAUGUAAUAACUUGCCGGUCAACAUAAUAAAAUGUUGAACGGUUAACGUGAAAACGUUUUCCGCUAAAUGUUAUAAGUUAUUACGUUAACCGGUGGUUAUUACAAACCGGUGAGUAACAACUUUUUUGAUGAAUAAUUUAAUAACUUCAACCAAUCAUGUAAUAACAUACCAAGAUCAAUGUUUUGAUGUACUACUUCCCUCCAUUUGAUGCUCAUACCACCACCCACUGCCAAUUACAACACAAAAUCAUGCUCCCACUCACAAGCACACAUUGAAAUGUACACACAUGCACAGUCAUAGACACACACACACACACACACACACACAUGCACACACAUACGCACACACACAUGCACAUAUGUGAACACGAGAAGUGUUCCAAAAACAUGUGAUCUUAUGUGAAGUUUAUGUGAUAACGUGACAACAUGAAACUACUCAUGUGAAAACAUGUGAUCACAUGUGAAGUGUUCCAAAACCACUAUUUUUCACAUGGUUUCACGUGAAAUUUCAUGUGAAAUCAUGUGUUUUUUCUGUAAGGGUGUACAUUUCAAUGUGUGCUUGUGAGUGUCUCUAUAUAUGAGCAUUCCUGUAUGAUGUGUGUGAGUUUGUUUGUGUUGUAAUUGGCAGUGUGUGGUCGUAUGUGCAUCAAAUUGAGGGAAGUAGUACAAAAACUAUUACAUGAUUAGUGGAAGUUAUUACAUUAUUCAUCAAAAAAGUUGUUACUCACCGGUUAAUGUAAUAACCACCGGUUAAUGUGAUAACAUUACAUUUAGCGGGUAAAGUUUUUACAUUAACCAAUCAACAUUUUAUUACGUUAACCAGCAAGUUAUUACAUUAACUAGUUUUAUUACUUAAAAAAUUGAAAAUGUAUUAAAAAUAGAAAAGUUAUUACAUUAACUAGUGUUAUGACAUUAGCCGUUGUUACAGCGGGCCCAGAAAAUGUGUGCGGAAAAAGCCUAAACCGCUGUUAUUGUGCUGUGUCCAGACCUACACAGGCUCUGUGCUGGUGGCAGUCAACCCCUACCAAGAGCUUCCUCUCUACACAGCCGACCAAGUGAGGCUGUACCAUGGGCGUAGGCUGGGCGAGCUGCCCCCGCACGUCUUUGCCAUCGCAGAUACCUGCUACUUCAACAUGCGCCGCCACAACCGAGACCAGUGCUGCAUCAUUAGGUGAGACCAAAAGUACAUUUGUCCCAGACAGGCAACAUUCCACUUUUGAAAGUCAUUCAGUUGAACAAAAGGAAACCAAGGCAGAAGCGUCACAUAUUCCAAUGUUGUGGACUAUAUUUGAAGAUGCUCUUUGGAGGGGUUCAGUUUUACUUUUACAUUGACAAUUACACUGGAAUUAAACUGAAAUCCAAGAAUAUGACACACUGUCUCUUUCUACCUGUUAGUGGGGAGUCAGGUGCAGGGAAGACAGAGAGCACCAAGCUCGUCCUUCAGUUCCUGGCUGCAGUAAGUGGACAGCACUCCUGGAUAGAGCAGCAGAUACUGGAGGCUAACCCUAUACUGGAAGGUAGGAUCUCUUUACUAUAACAAUAUCUCUCUCCCACAUUAUCCCAACUGUUGCUACUCAUGACACACUUCUCAUUUCUGCGUUCCCCCAGCAUUUGGGAAUGCCAAAACAAUUCGCAAUGACAACUCCAGCCGCUUUGGGAAAUACGUGGAAAUCUUCUUCAACAAAGGUGGCGCCAUCGAAGGGGCUCGCAUUGAACAGUACUUACUGGAGAAGUCUCGUGUCUGCCAUCAGGUGGGGAAGCACAGGCUGUAAAAUCAAAACAAUUGGUGAACCAGGACGUUUUGCUGUUGUCCUUAUAUUUUAAUGAAAUGUAGAAAUCUCAUAGCUAAUUGCCUCAUAAAGUGAAUUGCUUUCAAAACUGUGUAAACUAUCUCUCGUAAACAACAGGUUUAUCUAAUUUAAGUCUCAUUUACAUGUUUUUGUUCGUACUUGGAAGAGGACCAAAUCCAUUGCUGGAUUGUCCAGUAACCAGGCAAAAUGGUGUAAUGUCAUGAGAUCUUGAUAUCUGUAACACUACUGUUCAUUUUCACUAAUUAACCCUAGGCCACGGAGGAGCGGAACUACCACAUAUUCUACUGUAUGUUAGCGGGGAUGACGGCAGAACAGAAGAAAACACUGUGUUUGGGAAAUGCCGCUGAAUUCAGCUACCUCAAGAGGGUAAUAGCAAUGCACUACUAAAACAUCAUCACUUACAGGUUUUCUCACGUACAGUUAUAAAUCUACCUCAUUAAGGACAUUUUUACUGAGUACAACUAAGUAACUGACGUCCUCUUUACAACGCUCCUAGAAAACUGACCCAGAGCUGAAAAAAAACAGCCACAAAUAUGAUUUGCUUUAGUAUCACCAAUGAAGAGAAAAAUGGGUCGAUAGUAGCUGUAAUUAAGUAGAGAGAUGGGGCGAUAGCUAUAACCUUUAACCUCUGACCCUGUGUUCUAUAGGGUGACUGUAUUGUCUGCAAUGGACGUGACGAUGCUAAGGACUACACCCGUAUCCGCACGGCCCUGAAGAUCCUCACCUUCACCGAGACCCACUGCUGGGAGAUCCUCAAGCUGCUUGCUGCUCUCCUCCACCUGGGCAACGUCAGCUUCGAAGGUGAGGUCUUCUCCUGGUGUAUGACUCAGUUGAUGUCUGAGUGUAUGAUCUAUGACCGUAGUUCUUAGGGAAUAUGACCUGCGCCUUGUCAUCCCCCCACCAACCCCAAUGGCCAAAUGUAUUGAGAUCCUGAAAUACUUGAAUGUUGAGGUGUUUAUGUUGUUGUUAGUUUUUUUUAUGUGAAAGUUGUGAUUGACCAAGUUUUAUUUUGUUAUUUGCCUUGCAGCCGCCAUCUUGAAUAACAUGGAGAGCUCUGAUGUCAGUUCAUCGGAUCACUUCACCCUUGUAGCCAAAUUGCUGGAGGUAUGUACAGUGCCUUCGGAAAGGAUUCCGACCCCUUGACUUUUUCCACAUUUUGUUAGGUUACAGCCUUAUUCUAAAAUUGAUUAUUGUAUUGUUUUCCCUCAUCAAUCUACACACAAUACCCCAUAAUGACAAAGCAAAAACAGGUUUUUAGAAAUAUCACAUUUACAUAAUAUAAGUAUUCAGACCCUUUACUCAGUACUUUGUUGAAGCACCUUUGGCAGCGAUUACAGCCUCGAGUCUUCUUGGGUACGACGCUACAAGCUUGGUACACCUGUAUUUGGGGAGUUUCUCCCAUUCUUCUCUGCAGAUCCUCUCAAGCUCUGUCAGGUUGGAUGGGGAGCAUUGCGGCACAGCUAUUUUCAGGUCUCUCCGGAGAUGUUCGAUCGGGUUCAAGUCCGGGCUCUGGCUGGGCCACUCAAGGACAUUCAGAGACUUGUCCCGAAGCCACUCCUGCAUUGUCUUGGUUGUGUGCUUAGGGUCGUCGUCCUGUUGGAAGGUGAACCUUUGCCCCAGUUGGAGGAUCAUCAAGGAUCUCUCUGUACUUUACUCCAUUCAUCUGUGCUUAAAUCCUGACUAGUCUCCCAGUCCCUGCCACUGAAAAACAUCCCCACAGCAUGAUCCUGCCACCACCAUGCUUCACCGUAGGGAUGGUGCCAGGUUUCCUCCAGACGCGACACUUGGCAUUCAGGCCAAAGAGUUCAAUCUUGGUUUCAUCAGACCAGAGAAUCUUGUUUCUCAUGGUCUGAGAGUCUUUAGGUGCCUUCUGGCAAACUCCAAACGGGCUGUCAUGUACCUUUUACUGAGGAGUGGCUUCCGUCUGAUCACUCUACCAUAAAGGCCUGAUUGGUGGAGUAACUGCAGAGAUGGUUGUCCUUCUGGAAGGUUCUCCCAUCUCCACAGAGGAACUCUAGAGCUCUGUCAGAGUGACCAUUGGAUUCUUGGUCACCUCCCUGACCAAGGCUCUUCUCCCCCGAUUGUUCAGUUUGGCCGGGCGGCCAGCUCUAGGAAGAGUCUUGGUGGUUCCAAACUUCUUCCUUUUAAGAAUGAUGGAGGCCACUGUGUUCUUGGGGACCUUCAAUGCUACAUACAUGUUUUGGUACCCUUCCCCAGAUCUGUGCCUCGACACAAUCCUGUCUCUGAGCUCUACGGACAAUUCCUUCAACCUCGUGGCUUGGUUUUUGCUCUGACAUGCACUGUCAACUGUGGGACCUUAUAUAGAUAGGUGUGUGCCUUUCCAAAUCAUGUCCAAUCAAUUGAAUUUACCACAGGUGGACUCCAAUCAAGUUGUAGAAACAUCUCAAGGAUGAUCAAUGGAAACAGGAUGCACUAGCUCAAUUGCAAGUCUCAUAGCAAAGGGUCUGAAUACUUAUGUAAAUAAGGUAUUUCAGUUUUUUAUUUUUAAUAAAUGUGCAAACGUUUCUAAAACCUGUUUUUGCUUUGUCAUUAUGGGGUAUUGGGUAUAGAUUGCUGAGGAAUUUUUUUUUUGUAAUGUGUUUUUGCUGGUAUGUUCUGUAAUAACAUAUACAGUACAGUUGAUAUAUAUUGUCUUUGUAUGUUCCCUACAGGUGCAGCCUGCUGCUCUGGCUGUGAGCCUGACCUGCCGCUCCUUCAUGACCAACAGAGAGCGAGUGUCCAAACCCCUCAACUCUGAACAGGCAGCCGACUCCAGGGACGCCUUCGUCAAGGUAAUGAGGCCACUCCUGUUUGAAGGUACCAAGGCAAGAUAUACAGUAGGCUACCACCUGAAACAAGAGGGAAAGCAUAAACAUAAAUAUUCACAAAGGCACAUAGACCCGAAUCCUAACUUGAGAUCCGUGUGCGAAUGGACGUAACUCAAGUUUUCGCACAAGUCUUCCGUUGACAUCAAUACAUGAUUUGUUUGAUUGUUGAGUUAAACAUGCACAUUUCAAGUUAGGAUUUUGUCCAUAUUCUAUUCAAGUGUACAGUAUGUGUGUUGUUUGUGUCAUGAUUUCUUCAGGCGAUAUAUGGCAAACUCUUCAUCUGGAUCGUUGGGAGAAUCAACAGUGCCAUCCAUAAGACUCCUGCCAACGGUCCCAAAUACGUCCGUAACUCCAUCGGCUUGCUGGACAUCUUUGGGUUUGAGAACUUCGACUCAAACAGGUAUGCCAGUCAAUAUCAAAUACUAAUUUCCCUUGUCGUUUGUGAGUGCAACAUACUCCUUGUAUGUCCUUCAUCCCUUCUCCCUGAUGGCAUAUAACCAACCGGUCAAUAACACAAACCUUUUCCCCAUGUUUUUUCUCAGCUUUGAACAGCUAUGCAUCAACUUUGCCAAUGAGCAGCUGCAGCAGUUUUUUGUGCGUCAUGUGUUCAAGCUGGAGCAGGAGGAGUACACCAAGGAGGACAUUGUUUGGAAGAACAUCACCUUUAGCGACAACACAGAAACCCUUGAUCUCCUCGCUGGGAAGCCCCUCAACGUGUUGGCCCUGAUCGAUGAGGAGAGCCACUUUCCCAAGGUCAACAAUCUCAAAUUCCUCUAGUCAACCAUGUUGUGGUGGCAGUCUGAAUUGGUGAGGUUUGUGACAACCUUGAAUGUUUCUUCCAGGGCACAGAUGUCACCAUGCUGAACAAGAUGAACCAGGUUCAUGCAAAGUGCAACAAGUACAUUCCAUCCAAGAACACCCAUGACAUGGAGUUUGGGAUCCGCCAUUUUGCUGGGGUUGUUCACUACGACUCUAAAGGUAAACAGAAGAAAAAGGGAUCACACCUAUACAGCAUUAGUUGAUUCUCUCAAACAUAGGAGUAUGAUCAAUCAGAUAUUGGGGGGGGGGGGGGGGGCACCAUUUGAUCCUGUAUGUUUUUCCUUCAGGAUUCCUGGAGAAGAACAGAGAUGCUCUUAGCUCAGACAUCCUCAAGUUGAUUGACACAUCCACCAACAAGCUGCUGAGACAGAUCUUUGAGAAGGAGCUCUCUGCAAAUGUAGUGAAGAACCCUGCAAGCAACAACAGGAUCGUUAUGACACCCAAGAGCUCUCUAAGGGUUUGCAGCUGUUGUUACUAUUAAGAUUCUGACUCUCACGUCAACUCCCAUUAGCUACAUCCACCAAAAAACAAAGCUAAAUUGCACUGUGGGAAUUCCAGUUUCUUCACAUGGCUUUCCUGCAGAGAAAGUCACUGACAAUGGUAAAGAAGUCCACGCAGUUGACAUUGUGAUUUUUCUCCCCACAGGCGGCCCAGACGGACGGCAGGAGGCAGGUGUCCACGCUGAGCGGUCAGUUCCGCCAGUCCCUGGACUCCCUCAUGAAGGCCCUGUCCAUCUGCCAGCCCCAUUUCAUCCGCUGCUUCAAGCCCAACGACGAUAAGAAGUCCAUGGUGAAUAAGGCAGCCAUUUUGUAGCACUGGGCCAGAUACAGGGAGACAUGAUUAAUUGUUUUUAUGGUGCAAUGUGACAAUCGGUAGAGGUUAAACUCACACCCAUACGGAAAAAAUAUAGGGCGUUAUACACAAUGAAAAUGGGACAAUUCCACGAAAGUCAAAUUUUUCCAUACCACAGUGCACUCCGCUCUACUAGUCAAGCUUAUGAAAGUCUCUGUCUUUUUCAGGUUUUUGACAGAGACCUGUGCAUACGUCAGCUGCGGUAUUCUGGAAUGAUUGAUACCAUCAAAAUCCGGAAACUGGGAUAUCCGAUCCGUCACACAUUCAAGCAGUUUCUGCAGCGGUACAGAGUGCUUCUUAAUACAACCGUCUGUGACCCCAAAAUUGUGAGACGUAUACCUUCAUUAUUUUGAAAAUUAUGCCGAUGAUGAUGAUGAUGACAUUUGUUAACACGAAAAGCUCCACGGUUACCAUUGCUUUUAGUUGUGUGGUUAUGGUUACCAAUAUCCUCCUCCCUCUCCUAACUCAGGAGUCAGCAUCAGCCUGCUGUAAUGCCAUCUGCAAGGCCGUGAUUACAGGACAGUACGACUGGAAGACCGGCAAGACUAAGAUCUUUCUAAAGGUACAGUUAUAACUAGCCCACUAGACAACCACAAACAUUGGCACGUUGUGACAGUAGUGAUGGAAUCCCAAAUGUCUGUCACAAGAAGCAAUUCAAAGAUGCUAGAAUGAUGUCGGUAACCCUAUCCGAAAAGGUCCAUAUUCACCCUCUAUAACCGGUUUUCACUUUCUUCCCAUUCAGGAUGCCCAUGACUCCCUACUAGAGCGGGAGAGAGAGCGAGAGCUCAAUAGGAAAGCCCUCAUCAUCCAGAGGGUCAUGCUUGGCCAAAGAGACAGGUAAGGGAAGAACACUGAGACACACAGCUUGGGCAGAACACAGGAUAGAGAAUGACAGGCGACGUGUCAUACCUGACACAGGGACCUUACAUAGCACACUGGCAGUGGUUACUGACAUGGUUUUAUCUGUUAUUCUUCAACACCCCAAUCUAAAGCUUUACCCCAGAGUUACUUCAGUUGUACCUAUUGUAAUACAGUAGUUGUUAACAGUCGGUGAUAUUCCAGUUUUGUUGAAAUGUAUUCCUCUUGUAGAAAGAGCUUUGUGAAGAAAAGGAAAGCUGCCGUGGUUAUACAGAAGCGAUGGAGAGGUUACAAAGAGAAGAAAGAAUACAGAAAAGUAAGUCACUGGCUGUCAAAGUCCACUAAUAUCACGUCAACAUAAGCACGGUAAGGAGUCAAGUCAGAUACACUUCUGAAGACAAAUCUAGAUGAUAUUGAUUCAUUGCCAUAGCUUAGGAGUGCACAUUGUGCUGAUGGAGAUUUGCUCAUAUAUACUUUUUUAUAGACUAGAUCAACUUUGAACAUAUCUUUCGUGUUUCUCUCUUUUGCUCACAUUUACCUGCUGCUUCUGGCAUAAUUUCUACUCCUCUCUGUCUCAUUCAAUCAGCUCCAGCGUGGCUUUGAGCGUCUGCAGUCUAAGAUCCGUGGCCGUCUGGCCCGGGAGCAUUACCUGAAGGAGCUGUCGGCGGCCGUCACCAUGCAGUCCCAGGUGCGCGGGUACCUGGCCAGGAAGAGUUAUAGGAGCAAGAGAGAAGCUGUGACAGUCCUCCAGGCCCACACCAGAGGCAUGCUGGCUAGGAGGACCACCAACAAGAUGAAGACAGAUGUGAGUUAUGACAUUUGUGAAAAGUGCGUGUGUGGGUGUGUUCGCGCACCUGUGUGUGCAAUUGUGUGAGUUCAAUAUAUGUGUGUGUGUGUGUGUGUGUGUGUGUGUGUGUGUGUUAGGCCUUCCUAUCUGCCCAGGAGCGUGAGGCGAGGGAGCGGACAGCCGCGGAGCUCCAGCGGAGGCUAGAGGAGGCCCUCAGCCAAUCACAAAAGGCUGCUGCCAAGCCAGAGCCAGUCAGUGAGCAGGAAAUGGUGGAAACCAUGUUUGACUUCCUGCCCAACAAAGUGGCAGUAGGAGGACGGGAGGGACCAGCUCCAGAGGGCUUUGAGGUUAGGCUCACAACCAAUGGUGGAUCUCCAUAUUAUAUCAACAUAGGCUUCUUACUCAAUGAUUAACACUGCUAAUAGAAUGACCAAAUUCACCUAAUCGUUUCUUCUCAUUGAAGAAACAUUAUAAUAUUUUACUAUUCUCUACAACUUAAAAAACGAACUGAGUAUCCAUCUGUACUCUCCCUACCCGUCCUCAGGACUUGGAGAGAACUCAGACCAUCCCAGAGGUGAUUGAGGAGAGCCAAGAGGAAAGUCCAGUAGAAACCCCAGCUCCUGUAGUAAUACAAGUACCAGCACCAGCACUAGCUCGGACUGCACCAGCUCCAGAACCAGUACCAAUCGCAGUACCAGUGGAGCAACCAGUGGUGGACUACAAUGAUGAGGAUGAGGAGUUCUCCUUCACCACGUUCAGUGCUCUGCACUUCCAGGGCUCUGCUACCCACAGUCACAUCACCCAGAGGCUGCGGCAGCCCCUGCUCUACCACGAGGACGAGGGAGACGCACUGGUGAGAACUCAAUAUCAAGCUUCAGUGAUCUCAGUGGAAUCCAAAGAAAGUAUGACAUUUUUCUUCCUCAAGAACAUAUUCCAUAUUUCCCUCUCAUCUUUUCUCUUUGUGUACCCUACUUUCUCCUUUCCUUGUUCCCUUUCCUCUGCUUUCCUCACACUUUUUUUCUCCCUUUCUUUUCUCUUCCAUUCCCCACGUUCUCCUCUGCUCCAGGCCUGUCUGACAGUGUGGUGGAUCAUACUGAGGUUCAUGGGGGACAUAGCUGAGCCAAAACUGAUCAACCAGGAGCCCUCCACUCCCAUCCAGAAGAACCUGGGCCAGAGGCAGAACAGGAGGCUCAGCAACCUGGUGGGCCUGGAUCAGGUACUGAAGCCUUACUAGGACUUCACCUCAAACUCAAUUCAACUUAGUUCAAUAUGCCGUCAUUUUACAUGCUUCCAAUAGGUUACUGUUGUUACUGAGUUUUUGCUGACUGAAUUGACACACUAACAGUUUGUCAGAUGUCUAAAUAGUCAUAUCCAUUUUUCCAUCAGAAAAUACUAAGGAAAAACAGAAAGAAAGAAGGAAUGGGGAAUAGAAAAGCUUCGACCAUUAUAGAGGAGGUUUGUGACAUACAUAUUAUUUUGUCCUAAGAACUAAAACUAAGCUGAAUAUCCAUAAAUCAACAACACAGGAUAAUUGGCUCUUUGUGCUCCUCACCUCCUCCAGUCAGAGACUAUGACAGAGGAGAAAGACAUUCUGAUUGGAGAGGGGCGCACUUUGGAUCGGCCAAUAUCCGACCUUGAAAAACUGCACAUUAUUGUUGGAUACGCCCUAUCCAGACGUGAUAUAAGGUAACAAACCGAAUUACAACAUGUAAACAAUGUUACCCAGUUAUCAAUGUCUAGAAAGGUGAUUUGCUUUAAUACCAAAACUGUUAAAUUCAUAACUGAUAGAAGAUUACAGCUACAGUUGAAAUGGAAAUUAAUAGGAUCCAUCUAAACUGAUAGAUAGCUACUUGAGCCCUGUCUGUCCUUGUUUGUCCGUGUAGGGAUGAGAUCUACUGUCAGAUCAUUAAACAGCUGGUGAACAAUAAGAACCAGACGAGUUCCCUCAGAGGCUGGGUCCUCCUCUCUAUUUGUCUGGGUAUCUUCCCCCCAACAGAACUCCUUAUGCCGGUCAGUCUAAAGUUGACAUUUGUUUACUUAUGGCUAUACUGUAUGUCUUAAGGCGCUGUGUUUUUAUGCAUAAUCGUACUGCAUUUAAAAUCCAGGCCCCCUUCAAUUAAUUACAUACACUGUAAUUAUAUUAUGUUCUAUUCUAUUUGAUUCUAUUCCACAGUACCUGGAGAGCUUCCUGCGCAGAGGAUCAAAUAGCUACGGUCCGUACUGUGCUGAGCGCCUGCGUCGCAUCGUGGCCAAUGGGGAGCGAGGUGAACCACCCUGUUGGAUAGAGCUCCAGGUAAGAUACAACAUCCAUGACAGAGAGAUACUCAUCUGGCUGCAUCACCCUUCUGACACAGAAUUGGGGGGGUUCACCCUAGCCAAUGAAGCUCAAAUCUCUUGACGAUGUUGCUAGGUGUGGACUACUGCUGCUGUUAAGCACUGUCAGCAUUACAGGUCAUGGACAAUAUUCUUGGCUCAGGUUUGGUAAGACAACAACACAUUGACUGAAGCGGAAACAUACUGGCACCCACACUAUAUGAUGAGAGGUUGCAUCAGUUCUGUGGGAGAAAGUUGCUCAACUACAGCUAUAUUAACCAUUGUUAAUAUCUAACCUGUCAAAUCAAUCCAUUCUCUGUUUUUGCUCUGCCGACAUACCUUUAUGCCGGCAGGUUCGACCUUGUGUGCAAUUGACAAAUAAAGCAAUCUUAGUCUUAAUCUUAUGACAGUGACUGUAUUAGUAAGGAUAUAUAUAUACAGAGCAUUAUGUGUACUGUAGUAGUACAUCAUACUACAAGGACUACAUAUUACCAUGCCUCCAUCUUCUCAUGUGUAGGCCGUCAAGACCAAGAAGACCACACAAGUGCUUGUGGCCUUGAUGGACAGCCUUAGUGUCAGCCUGCCUGUAGACUCAGCCUGUACCUCUGCUGAGGUGUGCCAGGCUCUGGCCAAGAAAAUCAACAUCAAGGACAUCUACGGAUUCUCUCUCUACAUCGGCUUCUGUGAGAAGGUGAAGGAAACCCCCAAGGGAUUUGGGGAUACCUAGCCAUGCAACUAAAAGGAGUACAUAUUAACGAAGAAGAGACAUGAUGAAUACAGCAGUGUCAAUAGUUUUUCUUCUUAGUCGCAUGGCUAGGGGAUACAUUACUGCGGUAUCCUGGUACUGGGCAUCGUGCCUUGUGUAUUGAGAAAUUGAAUUUGCUUAUUCAUAUUGUGUCAGUUGAAUAUUAUGAAGGAACAUUUAAAAAGGAUUUUGAAAUUAGUCUCGACAUCAUUUGACUACCAUUUAUUAGCAUAUGCGCUAGCUUUCAGAACUUGACUAACAUUCACUUGCAUUGACUAGCCCUGUGACAUGUUCUGACAUAGCCCUGUGACAUGUUCUGACUAGCCCUGUGACAUUUUUUGACUAACCCUGUGACAUGUUUUGGCACUGUGCUGUUUCCAGGUGUGGUCCCUGGGCAGUGGCGGGAGACACGUGAUGGACGCCAUCUCGCAGUGCGAGCAGGAAGUGAGACGGAAGGGCGAGGAGGAGCAGCACGCCCCCUGGAGACUCUACUUCCGCAAGGAGCUGUUCACACCCUGGCAUGAUUCCUCGAUAGAUGCCGUCAGCACGGAUCUCAUCUACAAACAGAUCAUCAGAGGCCUCAAGUCUGGGGAGUACCAUUCUGAGAAGGUGAGACGUUUUUGACAGUACACACACCUAAGAGUCCAUCUACCCAGACAAUGUGGAUAUCAUAUCACUGAUACAGCAAUGGUGUAAUUGUGAAAGUGGCCUCCACAUCUCUCUCUCUCUCUCUCGACUAUGAACCAAGCAUGGAUCUUAGGAGUCAUAUUGUCUCACUGAACUCUAUGUGAGAAAUCAUAAAAUUACCACUAUUGUUGAAAAAUAUUAAGAUAUAAAGACUGUUUGAAGUGGAGACUCUAUUAACCAAAGACUGUCUUUCUUUAUAAUUGAUAACAGAUGUUUUUUUGUAUUUUUGUCAUCCAGGAGGAUGACUUUGUCCAGCUGGCAGCAAUGUACUACUAUGUGACGUUUGGGUCUGCCAGCAGUGGAGAGAAUGCCAAGAAGGUGGUGGAGGAUUGCAUCACUACUGAACUUAUUGAGACCAAGUCUCAAGGAAAAUGGAUUCAGCUGGUCAACACAGCACACACACAGGUAAACUACUACUCACUGGUGCAACAAGUAAUGGCCAGACAAUUUGUAUUAUAUCAAAAAUUCCUGCAAUUCAAUUUGAAUUAGUCUAUGUUAUCCCAAUCAAGUAUAGUAAAGUUAAGUAAUGUAAAGCAAAGUAAAUUAAAAAGUUAGGUUAAGUUAAGUUACUGUUAAGUUAUGUAGAGUAGGAUCCCAGGCUGUGUCACAGCCGGCCGUGACUGGGAGACCCAUGAGGAGGCGCACAAUUGGCCCAGCGUCGUCCGGGUUAGGGGAGGGUUUGGCCGGCUGGGAUGUCCUUGUCCCAUCGCGCUCUAGCGACUCCUUGUGGCGGGCCUGGUGCCUACAAGCUGACUUCGGUCGCCAGUUGUAUAGUGUUUCCUCCGACACAUUGGUGCUGCUGGCUUCCAGGUUAAGCAAGCAGUGUGUCAAGAAGCAGUGCGGCUUGACAGGGUCGUGUUUCGGAGGACGCAUGGCUCUCGACCUUCGCCUCUCCCGAGUCCGUACGGGACAAAAAAACAAAAAAUAUAUAUAAAUAAAUUAACAAAAGUUAUGUAGAGUAGAGUAGAAUAAGGUUAAUGCCAGACAAAAUGUAUCAACAAAUAAUGAUCCUAAUCAUUCUUACAGGGUCCUUACAUAAACAGCAGAAGGAGCACAGACAGCGUGAAGGGGGAUGUGGUUGACUACGCUCGUCAGAAAUGGCCCAUCUUCUUCUCCAAGUUCUACGAGGUUACGCAAAUGUCAGGUAAGUCUAACAGGAAUAUGUCUGCGUAAUGUACCAGGUGAGGUUGGCUUCAUUUCACAUGGUGAACCUUUUAGUAGUUGGUUUACAUCAGGCAAAAAAAAUGUUUUGUUGUUAAAGACAAUUUUAUUACUAAGGUAUUUACAUAUCCACAGGACCUCCUCUACCCAAAAGCAAUUUUAUUGUGGCCAUCAACUGGAAUGGGAUCUCCUUCCAGGAUGAGAAAGAGAAGAAGCUCCUUGAGCUGUCCUACCCAGAGGUGACUGGGGUGAACAAGUCCAGGUAUGGACAGGUUACACCAAGGCCCUGUUCAAAUAUUUCCUUCCUUCCUUCCUUCCUUCCUUCCUUCCUUCCUUCCUUCCUUCCUUCCUUCCUUCCUUCCUUCCUUCCUUCCUUCCUUCCUUCCUUCCUUCCUUCCUUCCUUCCUUCCUUCCUUCCUUCCUUCCUUCCUUCCUUCAAGUGAUCACUGAUCUGUAUUGGUUGGAUUUGUGGAAGCAAUAGAGUGAUAAUCUUACUUUCACCUAUCCAUUCACUAUAGAUCUGUAUUUACUGUACCUCAAGGAAACAAGGAAGGAUGCGUUUCUUAAGUAUUCCAACAGGGCCCAGAAUACAUAGCCCAACCUAGUUUUAUACAGUGGCAGUUUAUUGUUCAAUUGUCAAGUAGUGGUGGUCGUCACCGUUCACAUACUCCCUCAUACCGACAUCCAAUCCACCAUGAAGUUAUCACAUACAUUUCACGUGUUUCACAUACACUUCACAUAUGUUUCACAUACGUUUCAUAUGCUCCUCAGUGAUGACGGCAGGAUCGGCAGCAGUCAGUCUGUGAGCCUGGCCACAGUGAGAGGGCAGUUCCUACUGCAGUCUGUGGAUGCAGGGGAGAUGGCUGACCUGAUCCAGUGGUACCUGGAGGGCCUGAGGCAGCGCUCCGUCUACGCAGUAGCCCUGCAGGACAACAACAAACAGGGUAUGAGUAUGACGAUGAAUCACUUCAUCACUCACCUCACAGCUGAGAUACACUGAUUUUGGAUAGGUUUGGCUGGGGUUAAGCUGUGUAUCUCUGAACAAGGGGUUAGUUAGAUUGAUGUAUUUGGCAGAAUCAUAGUACACUGCUCAAAAAAAUAACGGGAACACUAAAAUAACACAUCCUAGAUCUGAAUGAAUGAAAUAAUCUUAUUAAAUACUUUUUUCUUUACAUAGUUGAAUGUGCUGACAACAAAAUCACACAAGAAUUAUCAAUGGAAAUCAAAUGUAUCAACCCAUGGAGGUCUGGAUUUGGAGUCACCCUCAAAAUUAAAGUGGAAAACCACACUACGGGCUGAUCCAACUUUGAUGUAAUGUCCUUAAAACAAGUCAAAAUCAGGCUCAGUAGUGUGUGUGGCCUCCACGUGCCUGUAUGACCUCCCUACAACACCUGGGCAUGCGCCUGAUGAGGUGGCGGAUGGUCUCCUGAGGGAUCUCCUCCCAGACCUGGACUAAAGCAUCCGCCAACUCCUGGACAGUCUGUGGUGCAACGUGGCGUUGGUGGAUGGAGCGAGACAUGAUGUCCCAGAUGUGCUCAAUUGGAUUCAGGCCUGGGGAACGGGCGGGCCAGUCCAUAGCAUCAAUGCCUUCCUCUUGCAGGAACUGCUGACACACUCCAGCCACAUGAGGUCUAGCAUUGUCUUGCAUUAGGAGGAACCCAGGGCCAACCGCACCAGCAUAUGGUCUCACAAGGGGUCUGAGGAUCUCAUCUCGGUACCUAAUGGCUGUCAGGCUACCUCUAGCGAGCACAUGGAGGGCUGUGCGGUCCCCCAAAGAAAUGCCACCCCACACCAUGACUGACCCACCGCCAAACCGGUCAUGCUGGAGGAUGUUGCAGGCAGCAGAACGUUCUCCACGAUGUCUCCAGACUCUGUCACGUCUGUCACAUGUGCUCAGUGUGAACCUGCUUUCAUCUGUGAAGAGCACAGGGCGCCAGUGGCGAAUUUGCCAAUCUUGGUGUUCUCUGGCAAAUGCCAAACGUCCUGCACGGUGUUGGGCUGUAAGCACAACCCCCACCUGUGGACGUCGGGCCCUCAUACCACCCUCAUGGAGUCUGUUUCUGACCGUUUGAGCAGACACAUAUACAUUUGUGGCCUGCUGGAGGUCAUUUUGCAGGGCUCUGGCAGUGCUCCUCCUGCUCCUCCUUGCACAAAGGCGGAGGUAGCAGUCCUGCUGCUGGGUUGUUGCCCUCCUACGGCCUCCUCCACGUCUCCUGAUGUACUGGCCUGUCUCCUGGUAGCGCCUCCAUGCUCUGGACACUACGCUGACAGACACAGCAAACCUUCUUGCCACAGCUCGCUUUGAUGUGCCAUCCUGGAUGAGCUGCACUACCUGAGCCACUUGUGUGGGUUGUAGACUCCGUCUCAUGCUACCACUAGAGUGAAAGCACCGCCAGCAUUCAAAAGUGACCAAAACAUCAGCCAGGAAGCAUAGGAACUGAGAAGUGGUCUGUGGUCACCACCUGCAAAACCCGUCCUUUAUUGGGGGUGUCUUGCUAAUUGCCUAUAAUUUCCACCUGUUGUCUAUUCCAUUUGCACAACAGCAUGUGAAAUGUAUUGUCAAUCAGUGUUGCUUCCUAAGUGGACAGUUUGAUUUCACAGAAGUGUGAUUGACUUGGAGUUACAGUGGGGGGGAAAUUAUGGUGGAAAAUAAGUAUUUGGUCAAUAACAAAAGUUUCUCAAUACUUUGUUAUAUACCCUUUGUUGGCAAUGACACAGGUCAGGCAUUUUCUGUAAGUCUUCACAAGGUUUUCACACACUGUUGCUGGUAUUUUGGCCCAUUCCUCCAUGCAGAUCUCCUCUAGAGCAGUGAUGUUUUGGGGCUGUCGCUGGGCAACACAGACUUUCAACUCCCUCCAAAGAUUUUCAAUGGGGUUGAGAUCUGGAGACUGGCUAGGCCACUCCAGGACCUUGAAAUGCUUCUUACGAAGCCACUCCUUCGUUGCCCGGGCGGUGUGUUUGGGAUCAUUGUCAUGCUGAAAGACCCAGCCACGUUUCAUCUUCAAUGCCCUUGCUGAUGGAAGGAGGUUUUCACUCAAAAUCUCACGAUACAUGGCCCCAUUCAUUCUUUCCUUUACACGGAUCAGUCGUCCUGGUCCCUUUGCAGAAAAACAGCCCCAAAGCAUGAUGUUUCCACCCCCAUGCUUCACAGUAGGUAUGGUGUUCUUUGGAUGCAACUCAGCAUUCUUUGUCCUCCAAACACGACGAGUUGAGUUUUUACCAAAAAGUUAUAUUUUGGUUUCAUCUGACCAUAUGACAUUCUCCCAAUUCUCUUCUGGAUCAUCCAAAUGCACUCUAGCAAACUUCAGACGGGCCUGGACAUGUACUGGCUUAAGCAGGGGGACACAUCUGGCACUGCAGGAUUUGAGUCCCUGGCGGCGUAGUGUGUUACUGAUGGUAGGCUUUGUUACUUUGGUCCCAGCUCUCUGAUGGUCAUUCACUAGGUCCCCCCGUGUGGUUCUGGGAUUUUUGCUCACCGUUCAUGUGAUCAUUUUGACCCCACGGGGUGAGAUCUUGCGUGGUGCCCCAGAUCGAGGGAGAUUAUCAGUGGUCUUGUAUGUCUUCCAUUUCCUAAUAAUUGCUCCCACAGUUGAUUUCUUCAAACCAAGCUGCUUACCUAUUGCAGAUUCAGUCUUCCCAGCCUGGUGCAGGUCUACAAUUUUGUUUCUGGUGUCCUUUGACAGCUCUUUGGUCUUGGCCAUAGUGGAGUUUGGAGUGUGACUGUUUGAGGUUGUGGACAGGUGUAUUUUAUACUGAUAACAAGUUCAAACAGGUGCCAUUAAUACAGGUAACGAGUGGAGGACAGAGGAGCCUCUUAAAGAAGAAGUUACAGGUCUGUGAGAGCCAGAAAUCUUGCUUGUUUGUAGGUGACCAAAUACUUAUUUUCCACCAUAAUUUGCAAAUAAAUUCAUUAAAAAUCCUACAAUGUAAUUUUCUGGAAAUGUUUUUCUCAAUUUGUCUGUCAUAGUUGACGUGUACCUAUGAUGAAAAUUACAGGCCUCUCUCAUCUUUUUAAGUGGGAGAACUUGCACAAUUGGUGGCUGACUAAAUACUUUUUUCCCCCACUGUACAUUGUGUUGUUUAAGUGUUCCCUUUAUUUUUUUGAGCAGUGUAUAUGAACAGACAGUGUAUGAAUAUGACAACUCACUUUCUCACCUCAUUACUGAGGUUCAUCUAUUUGGACCAUUCAUAUACAAUAGGCGUUUUUGGCUGGGGAUCAGCAUGACCAAUAUGGUUCCUCUUAUGUACGUGGGUGACUUACUUAUGUCUCUCUCGCUCUCUCUCUCUCUCUCUCUCUCGCUCUCUCGCUCUCUCUCUCUCUCUCUCUCUCUCUCUCUCUCUCUCUCUCUCUCUCUCGCUCUCGCUCUCUCACACUGCAGACGACCCCACGUUGCUGAGCUACAAGAGAGGGGAUGUGCUGGUCAUCGUGAAGGACGGAGAGUACUCCCCCGACCGGGGCUGGAUCAAAGGCACUAACGAGCGCACUGGGAACACCGGCGCCAUCUCCAUGGAUACCGUCCUGGUUCUGCCAACCCUUGAAAAGCCCAGUGAUACCACACUGGUAAGAUCAUAGUGCCAAUGGGGAUGUGCAAGGGUGAAUUAUAAGAUUCUUAUAUAUAAGGUAAUAAUGGCACAUGGCUGCAUUCCAUUCCAGAUAGUUGUCCAUUGAACUGCUGUCUGUCAUUCCCCUGUAGAGAUGAGAAAGGAAAAACACUAUAAUGGAUCCUUGGUGGAGUACACCUAAACCUAACCAGUUGGAAUGCUGCCCAUAUGUUAGGGAUGGGCAGACUUGUUACAUUGUUACACUUACGGUGGGGCAAGUCCACAUCAUGUCCAGUUCCCAUUCUUAGGAGGAUUGCGGCAGGGGAAGACUACUCUCUUGGGGUCGUACUAACGUUGUGUUUUUGUUUGGUUGAACCAUCAGAGUCUGCUGAAUCUGAGCCCAGACCAGAAGAGGACAGUGGCUCAGAACACCUCCGCGAGGGAAGAAGCAGUCUCGCCCGUCUCACUGAAAGAGUUCGCCCUUGAGUACUUUAGGUAGAGAAAACCCUUCAAUAAAUCCACUCAAAAUCCACUCUCACCUUUUAUUUCAAUUACAGAUGCAACCACUGACUUCAAUAACCAUUUCAAAUGUAAUAAUAACCAUGACGGUUUAACAAAUGAGUAUUCCAAUGUUACAGUAAUCUGACCAAUUAUCUCACUACUACAUUUUGCAUGGUUUACAGUCUUUUUUACGGUUACACUUUAUUCUUAAGACAGCAACUUAACUUUGUUUUCUUUAUUUCCCCCAGGCAGCCUGGUAAAGAGGGCGGCCGUGGGGCGCACGCCAAAGGGGCAGGCAGGGAGAAACUGUGGGCUGCAUCCAAAGAACCCAUCAAACAGCCCCUACUGAAGAGUCUGGUGGACAACACCGACCUCAGCCAUCUGGCCUGCAUCUCCUUCACUGAUAUCCUUUACUCAAAUACUUUAUUUGUUAAAGGGGAAGUUCAGGAUUUUACAACUUGAUGUUAGAUGGUUUCUCACCCUGAAAGUAGCCUAUGGGCCACGAGAAACUGUAAUCCAUGGUUCAGUUUUCUUUAAACAGCCACUACAAACUUAAGCUAACUUUAGCCACCACUAGCUACCAAUCAAUUGAAAUGAUAGGUUCUUGUUUUUUUUAAAUGGCCAAAUCACAUAUAAAGGUCCAGUGCAGUCAAAAAUGUGAUUUUCCUGUGUUUUAUAUAUAUUUCCACAUAUGAGGUUGGAAUAAUACUGUGAAAUUGUGAAAAUUAUGAUAAUGGCCUUUUAGUGUAAGAGCUGUUUAAAAGGACCGCCUGAAAUUUCAUCCUGUUUUGGUGGGAUGGAGUUUUAUCCUGCAUCGCGACAUCACCAGGUGGUAUAAGUUAAUAGACCAAUAACAAAGAGAGUUUCAAACCUCUCUGCCAAUAACAGCUAGUUUUCAGGUUACAUAUCCCUCCUUUUAGGCUCAUCAUAUUCGACCCCUCACUCAAACCACUCCCAGACAUCCCUAGCAAAGUUCUUGCUUGAGAAAUGGCUAUUUGCAAAAAACUAUUUUUGUUUCUUUUUGACCAUUUUAAUUGAAAACAAUCACAGUAAGUUACUUAAGUGUUACCCAGAAAUGAUUUGAUAUUGAGAAAAAAAUAUCUGCAAGGACCUUUAAAUCUGGAAUCAUUAAUGGUAAAACUACCAUGUCUGUUUGUGACAUUACAACAACAAAGAAGUUACUGCAAACCACAGACACUGUUUUUCCCCCCAUCAGAUAUCAUUGCACGUGCGAUAGAACAGCAGCAUAUGUACUACAUUUUUUAAAAACCUUGAUGCAUGACGCUCCCCAUCUGUGCUUCAUCAACAAAACUAAAAAAUAACAAUGGCCGUGGGGCGGACAGUGGCGCUGUUUCCCCCUUCCGUGGAUUCCACCUUUGAGUAACAUCAAACAAAAUAUGGAGUUGAGUUGAAUUGAUUUGGCCAUUACAUUUUGCCAAUUGCACACAUUCCCCUAUCUCUACCAUAGAUUUUUAGCUAGCAGUGGCUAAACUCAUCUGAAAUUUGUUGUGGCUGUUUAGAGAAUACCGAACCAUGGAUUACAGUUUUUCCUGGCCCAUAGAUUACUUUCAGGGUGAGGAACCAUCUAAUAUCAGGUUUUAAAAUCCUGAACUACCCCUUUAAUUUAGGGCCAUUUGUUGAUGUUCAUAUUGAUAUUGAGGCUAACACUGGAGGAGUUUUAGUUGUUGAAGAAGACACUAGAGAGUGAUUAUACCUGUGUUUAUUAGUACUGAAUACCUUUAAAAGUGAAUAAAAAUAAUAAUAAUUCAAUGGAGUAGCCUUCACCGAAUUACCCUACAAAAAUGUAUUUCCAAGUGGAGUUUUCCUGUUGUCCUUAACCUUUCCCUCACCUAUCCUAAAGUACAUGGGAGAUUACCCUAUCAAACAGGUGCACCAGCCCAUAGAGCUGACUGACCAGAUCUUUGGCCCAGCCACUCAGCAUGUGCCUUUACAGGACGAGGUCUACUGCCAGAUCAUGAGGCAGAUGACCAGUAACAACAGCAGGUAUGUGUGGUAAUGGGCAACAAUAUACUGUCAUGUCAGCUAUUGCACAUGUAUUACUAGGAAAUAAUCAUCUAUAUAUGCAUGUAUGAUGUUCUAUUUUUUAUUCUAUGAUGAAAAUGCUCUCUCUCCCUUUAUUGCUAUCUUUCCCUUCUCUCCCCCCUUCUCUCUCUACUCUCUUCCCUCUCUCUCUCACCCCUCCCCAUUUUUUCCAUCUUCCCCUUCCCUCUCCCUCCCUCCCUCCCUCCCUCCCUCCCUCCCUCCCUCCCUCCCUCCCUCCCUCCCUCCCUCCCUCCCUCCCUCCCUCUCUCAGGAUGAGUGUAGACUAUGGUUGGCAGCUCAUGUGGCUGUGCACUGGCCUCUUCCCCCCCAGUCAGUCCCUGCUGAGGUACACCCAACGUUUCCUAGAGUCACGGCCCAGAGAGCCCCUGGCUGCAGACUGCCUGCAACGGCUACAAAUGCUGCUCAGGUAGGGCUCCAAAACACACUGUAGGGGGCGACUGGGACUCGAACCAAUGCCACUGCGAAUCCAACACCUAAGCCAAGUUACCAAGAGGUCUCAAUCUGAAUCUCUUGGACAAGGUUGCUGGUGUUGUGAGGUGUUACGUACAAAAAUUAGUGGGGGGAAAUAAACGCUAUCGUUCUCUUGUUGUAGUAUGGAGCCCAGGAAGCUGCCUCCCCAUCAGGUGGAGGUGGACGCCAUUCAACAGAACAGCAACCAAAUCUUCCAUAAAAUCCACUUCCCCAAUGACUCAACUGAGGUGAGCCGCAUGCUUCCAUAAUACUUGUUUAAUAUAGUUAUCUUAUGUCUAUCACAAUAUAAUGUAUCUUUGAUGUUUGUGUUACUCCUUUAUUUAGCUCUUCGAGGUGACUUCAACAACUAGGAUUCGUGACCUCGUUCGUAACAUUGCCUACAAGCUCAUUCUGGCCUCAGCUGACGGUUACAGUCUCUGCAUGAAAACGACAAACAAGGUUGAAUUCAAGUUCUUAUCACAACUUUUGGGGAAAAAAACAUUUUCAAGCCACUGCUUUAGUUUAUUUUGGUAGUGCAAAUGAAUGUACGUAAAUGUUUUCUUGCUUUGUUGCUUUCAGGUGAUAAGCUUGGAGGACCAAAACUACUUCUUUGACAGUUUGAGGCAGACCAUAGGCCAACCUAAGAAAACAAAGAAAGUCAGAGAGGCAAAAAAAGGUGGUAAAACUGAAGGUAAGGCACAGUAUUGAAUUGAACAGAUACAAUGAACAUGCAUCCACCAAAUUGGCAGUGCAUUAAGAUGGUAGCACAAAAAAACUAACAGGCAAAAGCAUAACAUAAUGUAUGCAAAAUAUCAAAGUAAACCCUUACACCCACCAAGUUGUCAGUGGAUUGAAACGUCUAUGCUAUGCUAUGCUAUGCUAGAGGGUCUGAGGAUCACUGUUUUUCAGGAGCUCCAGCCACCAUGCCCUACCUGGUCAUCUUCCUGAGGAAGCUGUGGUUCAACGUGACCCCAGGAAGAGACCUGACCGCUGACCUUACUUUCCACUUCCCACAGGUCGAGCAGAAAACACACAUACACAUACGUGCACACACAAACACGCACGCACGCACACACACCCACCUAGUUCUUCACCACCACUCAUACACAAACCUCUCCCCCUCAGGAGUUGCCAAAGUACCUGCGUGGCUACCACAAGUGUACCAAGGAGGAGAUGAUCAGCCUGGCUGGCCUGCUGUUCAGGGUCAAGGUGGACACGGACAGGUCCCAGUUUGUCAUGAUUCCCAGGAUGCUGAAGGACCUGGUGCCAGCUGAUGGGAUGAAAACCAUGUCCCCAGAGGACUGGAAGAAGGUAGGAGGAGAAGGAGAAGGAGGAGUAGGAGGAGGAGGAAGAGAAGGAGGAGGAAGAGGAGGAGGAGGAGGAGGAGGAGGAGAUAACACAAAUAGGACUUUUAUUUAUAUCUAUUGUACACUGCUACACUGUCAGUCCUUCUCAUGUUAUUUUGUUUAUAUGAUAUUUGGCGUGCAUCUCUUACUCUCUCCAUUACUAAGCUCAUUCCAAUAAAGGAUUCUUUCUGCAAUUAGAACUGCCAUCAUGACCUCAAGUCUAGUUAUUUAGCCACUACCCCAACAGUGUAUUAAUGGUGCAUCAUUAUGACAAAUAUUUUGUCCAGAUUCUAUCAUACAUAUGUCAAUGAUUGAAAGCAUAUAGUAAUAAAGAAAUACUGAAACUCGUAUUUCUGAAUCUUUCUGUUGUUUUCUUCUUCCCUUAUAGCACAUCAUCUCCUCCUACAACAAGCAGGCCGGGAUCACCUUGGAUGAGGCUAAAGUGGCCUUUCUAAAAGGCAUCUGCCACUGGCCGACGUUUGGCUGUGCUUUCUUUGAAGUAAAGGUAUGUUAGGAGACAGCUCAAGUCAAGGUAGCUUAGCGGUUAAAAGUGUUGGGCCAGUAACUGAUAGGUUGCUGGUUCAAAUCCCUGAGCUGACUAGGUGAAAAAUCUGUAAAUGUGCCCUUCAGCAAGGCACUUAACCCUUGUCGCUCUGGAUAAGAGUGUCUGCUGUAAAUGUAAAUAUGGAAAGGAAUGUAAAUACGAAAAUGAUGCAUGUUGACACAUCAAACUUCGCAUGCCAAUGUUCACUUUCUGUAUGCUCUUGCUUCACAGCAAACCUCUGAACCGAGUUACCCGAGUAUUGUCCAGAUUGCAAUCAGCAAGCAAGGAGUCAACUUUAUAGACCCCAAAACAAAGGUAAAAGCACCAUAGUUUUAUAUGAUUAUUUAGAUUUUAUCACCAUUAUCAGUUAAUUUUACUUACAUCUAGAGGGCAUUUACUGCCAGAUGGUCAUAUACAGUAACUAUGCUGACCUUAACUGCACUUUCUGAAAUGCUUACAUGUGAACUCCAUACGCUUCACCACAACAUCAAGCUAAGAUCCCACUUCUGCCACCAUCAGCACUAUAAAGUAUUGACCUUCCCUGUUUAACCAAACAUGACCUUUUGGUCUUACCCUAACCUCAGGAGUUGCUGGUCAUGCACCCAUUCAACCGCAUCACCAACUGGUCUAGCGGGAGCACCUACUUCCACAUGACCAUUGGCAACCUGGUCAAAGGGAACACUUUCCUUUGUGAGUCCUCAUUGGUAAGUGGCCAUUACGUCUUCACUCUCAAACGAGAGGCAAAAUGAAAGAUGUUACCUCCUAUAAACCAGUACAUUUACAUUUUGUGUGAAUCCAAAGUGCUGAUAGUGUUUGUUGAGGGCGUACUAAAUGACCUUCCCAAACACUUGUAUUGUAGUGACUUAUUCACUAGAGAAUGUGAUGUAACUUUGCCUCAAUGUGCACACCCCAACAACUGUAUUUGUCUCUCCUCUUCAGGGUUACAAAAUGGAUGACCUUCUAUCAUCUUAUGUGAACAUGUACGAGAUGCAGAGGCAGGCUGUGCGACCCAGAAAUAACUCCAUGUUCCCUACCUAAUGCCAGUUGGGAAAUAGGGAGGACAAGGCAGAUUAAUUUAUAAAACAGUAAACCAAGCAUGAAGGGAAACCCACUUGUCAUUUGAUGGAGGGAUUACUUUUCAGUUGGUCUAAACCCCUUUGCAUAGCUUUGUAAUGGUUGCCAUAUUGAAUUGGCACUGUGCCUUGUAUUGUGUUGUGUGUAAAAGAGAUCUCAUAACAAUUUUGAAUACCGGUAUCCACAGCGUGGAACUAGACAAAAAUGGAAAAUCAUGUGUAUAUACAAACAAGACUUGCCUCACAGAACAAAACUAAUAAAGCAUUUUUGAAAUAUGAGAUGGC